AUGAAUAUGUUGGAUGAUGAAGAUGACCAAAGCUUUCACGCUACGCGUGACGGCUACUCCCAUUUGAGCGAUGUCGAAUGGGAUGCGGUUGAACGGAUGGGUUCAACCAUGGGCAUCCAUGCUGUUAGCGUCAUGCUAGAGGCUCUCGAUAGAGAUGCCCAACAUGCUACUUUCGCCAAGUUCAUUCAAAAUGAACUUGACGCAGAACGCGAGAAAGUAGCCUUGCUUCACCAACAAGGUUCUCAACAAGCAGAGUUGUUGAGAGAACAGGGUGCUCAACAGUUUGAACUGUUGAGACAGCAGCAGGCUGCUGCUGGUGGGUCGAUGCCCUCGCGUCGACCCGAGACUUUGAAGAUUGACAUCUCCAAGUAUAGGGGGGCGCGUCGCAUCGACGACGGGGAUAUGCAAGUUGCAUUUGCCCAGUCAAAUCUGGCAGGACGUGCCAAGACUUGGGCACUGGGGCUCAAGUUGCACGACCCAUAUGCGUUUGGGUCGUUGGAAGUCUUCAAGUCGCGGCUCAGACAAACGUUUGAACCGCCUAGAGCUGAGUUCAGGGCUCGAACCGAACUCUUGAAGCUCAAGCAGGGUAAGCGUGAUGUGCACGCUUACGCUCAACAUAUACGACAUCUCACGAGUUGUAUAAGUUCCAAUCCGGUGGAUGAACACACGUUGGUUUCGGUGUUCAUGCAGGGUCUUGCGGAUGGUCCCGUCAAGACUCACCUGUUCCGGCUUGAACUAGAUUCACUAGAACAAGCCAUUUCCAUUGCGGAGCAGGAAGACUUCAGUCUGAGACAGGCUCGCGCCAGCUCGACAUCAUAUCGUCAACCGAAACGAUAUGACAACGGAGGUCCAGAGCCGAUGGAACUCUGUUAUGUAGAGAGCGAGAAGGCUCGCUCUACAUACUACAAGAAGUUGCAGAGAUGCAACAGAUGUCAAAAGACAGGACACUACGCUUACGAGUGUGGUGCCCCUCGUCCAGUGUCUCGCGACACUGGGCGUAGUGACCGUCCACCCAUGAGAAAAGGGCAGGGACGAGGGUCCGCAGUUGGUGCAAAGACGCAACAACGGGAUGGACCGUCAAAAAACGGACAGGAUCAGUAG
Messenger RNA from Peronospora matthiolae, 1101 nucleotides. Lineage: Eukaryota; Oomycota; Peronosporomycetes; Peronosporales; Peronosporaceae. The record is from the annotation of a GenBank genome assembly.